This is a messenger RNA of Nicotiana tabacum (common tobacco), 3058 nucleotides long. NCBI's taxonomy places the organism in Eukaryota, Viridiplantae, Streptophyta, Magnoliopsida, Solanales, Solanaceae. The record is from RefSeq and is a predicted model, not a curated record.
CUUUUCACAGAUAUUGCUCCAAAAACCGCAGAAAACUUUCGUGCACUUUGUACAGGUAACUACCCAUGAAAAGAAGGAUAGGUACUGUGCUUUAUCGAAAAACAAAAAAGGAGGAUAGAUAGUGAACUUACUGGAAGGACAUAUGUUGUGAACUAACUGGCAACUGCACAUAAAGCGAAAAUGUACACUGUGUAGCAAACAAUUUAUGGAUCAAGAACUACUCACAAUGCACAUUACAGGAACAGGUAGAUAAGACACCCCCUAGUUCGUCACUUUCUUCCUGGAAGUUUGGCAGCUCAAUCGUAAUACUUUUUGUCGAGGAAAAUAAAAUUUAAAGAAAUGGUUCAGGUCACCUUAGCAAGUGCUAUCCUUUGCUGGGGUAUUGGCUGGUUGCUGUUGGCUGUUGGUUCAAGGGGAGAAAGGAGUCAGCUCUAAGACUGGAAAACCGUUGCAUUAUAAAGGAACAUUUUUCCAUCGCAUUGUCAAGGGAUCUGUGGCUCAGGAUGCAGGGCUGAUGGUCACGACUGCAUAUCUUGUGAUGUAGUUUUAAGGCUGGCGACUUGCUGAGACAAGAUGGGAACUAUGGGGAAAGUAUCUAUGGAGGAAAGUUUCCAGAUGAGGUGCCAAAGCUAAAACAUGAUGCCCAAGGUCUACUAUCUAUGGCAAUUGCUGAUCGUGAUGCACGUGGUUCUAUAUUUUCUAUCACCUUUCAGGCUGACCAUCAUCUUGACAGGAAAUGCAUUGUCUUCGGGAUACUUAUUGAUGGCCUUGAAGUUCUUAAGAAGAUUGAGAGUGUGGGAAAUGAAGAGGGAAAACCCGAUGUAACUGUGAAGAUAAUCAACUGCGGCGAGUUACCUGAUUAUAAGAGAAAACUAAACAAAUUGAAAAAUGGGAAGCACAAAAAAUCCUCCAAAGAAAGAAGAAAAAAGAGAAGGAGAUACUACACAUCAGAAUCAGAGAGCUCUACGGAUAGUGAUACUGAGUCUUCUGAGUCUGAUAGUGAUUCUGACUUGGAUGUAUCUUCUGAAUCAGAAAUUAGCUCAUCCAGUGAUGAUAGGCGGAGGAAGAGGAAGAGAUCUAAAAGAGACAGGCAUAGACGUGCUAAAAGAAAGGAGAAGCGACGUGAGAAAAGGCGCAAAAGGCGUGAUAAGAAAUCAAAACGCAGAUCAAAAAGGGCAUCAGAUAGUCUUUCAGAAAAUGAGAAUGGACGUGAUAGCAGUUCUGAAGAUGAUGGUGUAAAACGAGGUUCCGAAGGGAAGCACAAAAGUAUGGAAAAGAAAACUGUAGGCAAUUGUUCUCCUUCACUUGAGGAGGGAGAAGCAGUUUCUCUUCAUGACAAGAAAGAGGCAACUGACAUUUUUGAAGGAGAGGAGGCAGACUUGCCCAAGGAAAAUGGAGAGCGUCAAAGCAAUCAUACCAAAGUGGAAGAUAGAUCUGAUAAAUAUGUUGAUAGGCAGCCUGAUGUAGUGGAUGAUCACCCUUGCAAAUCUAGGAGCAGAAGCAUAAGUCCCAAAAGGACAAUGAGUAGGAGUAUGAGCAUUAGUCCUCGGAGGAGUCUAAGCAGAAGUCGAAGUGUUAGCCCAAAGCGCAGUGUGAGCAGGAGUCCAAGUGUUAGAUCCAGACGCAGUGUAAGCAGAAGUCCAAGUCGCAGUGGAAGUCCUCGUCGCAUCUCGCAGAGAAGGAGCAUCAGCGUGGUUAAAAGUGGUAGCAGUAGUCCAGCACGAAGCAUUAGUAGAAGCCCAGUGAGAGUCGAGAGGGGAGCAAGUGUCAGUGUGAGUCCUCCAGUGAGAGCUCAUUCACGACGAAGGAGCAGCAGGAGUCCCUCAGCGUCUCCCACAAGGCGACUUAGCCCGAGUCCACCCAGAACCUCAUCGAGGAAAUCAUGGAAAUCAAAAAGUCGAAGCCCAGUUAGAUCUUAUAGGAGGAGUCCAAGCAGAAGCCCUGUUAGGCCUUCUCGAAGGAGCCCAAGCAGAAGUCCUGUUAGGUCUUCGCGGAGGAGUAUAAGCAGAAGUUCGGGCAGGGUUCCUACUAGGGUUAGGCCUUCAGGAAGGAGCCCAAGCAGAAGCCCUGUUAGGUCUUCUCGGCGGAGUGCAAGCAGAAGUUCGGGUAGGGUUCCUUCUAGGCGAAGCCCAAGCCGAAGUCCAGGUAGGGUUCCUAGCAGAAACAAUAGACGCAGCUAUUCAAGAAGUCCUGCAAGUGCAAGUCGUAGGGCAAGAUCUCCAGCAAGGAGCUCUUCAAGAAGCGCUUCAGUGGAUGGAUCUCCCAAGCGCAUCAGGAGGGGAAGGGGCUUUAGUGAGCGUUACUCUUAUGUUCGUAGAUACAGGAGUCGAUCUCCUGAUCGGUCCCCUGUUAGGCCAUACCGUUAUGGUGACAGAUAUUCGAGAUACAGAAGGUCACCUAGACGUUACAGGAGUCCACCUAGAGGAAGAACGCCGCCCAGAUACAGAGGCAGAAGAAGCCGAAGCCGCAGCCUAUCUCGUAGUCCUGUGCGUCACCGUGCUCGUCGUUAUAGCCGAAGUCCCGUGAAUAGUCGUUCUCCUGUGGACAGAUAUCGCAGGUCGCCAUCUGCUGAUCGGCAUAAAUCACCUUCUCGGAGCAGAAGCCGAUCAGAGUCGAGGUCAUCUCGGGACUCUCAGUUACCAAAGCAAGGCAGCAAAGAUAAGUCAAGAUCAUCCUCGGCGAGUCCCCCUGGGAAGGCAGGUCUGGUUUCCUAUGGAGAUGGGUCUCCUGAUUCAGGAUAGGGAGUAGAACCAUGUUUAGUUGCUAGGUAUCAAGUACUUUGGACAUAGUUUGGUUUUUCACCAUUCUACGACUGUGGUUUAGUCAUAUGGAUAGACUGCCCUCUGUAUUAGGGUCUGGACAGCAUGUUGGAUAUUUAUUACUUGAGUGUUCCGGUGUGUGCUUCUGAUUUAUGGUUGAAUAAUUUGUUAUGCACGUCUAUUAUAAUUGGUUUCACUGGAUGAUCAUGUGAGUAGCUUCGAUUCCUUCCACGGGAAUUUUUGGAUGCGAGCUAUUUAUGAUCUUAGUGAAUGAAUAUUUUGGACAAGUCAUUUGGUGA